AACGCCCUAUUUCAAGUAUUUGCCAUCAUGCCGUUACCAGCAACUGAUGAUUAUUCAGCCGUCCAGGCUUACUUCACAGCCAAGGAAUGGGCAGAGAUCAGUGACUAUGAGAAACUUCGUCUCAAGAACAUCAAAGAAAAUUAUGAGAUGAUGAUUGAAGUUGGACUAAAGGUUAGUCCCCCAGAUUUCAUGCGACCUCGUCGUGGAAGAAAGAAACAGCUUGUAGAGGAAAGUGAUAGUGAGGAUGAGGAGUGGAAGCCAAAGAGGGCCAAGAAAAAGUCAAGAGGAUCUUUUAGCGCACCUUUCAGGGCCCCUGCAGUCAAAUCAAACAAACCAGUUAUCACAAAGAAACAGCCCGAACCUAAACCACACACUGUAACAUCAGGGACUGUGUAUGAUGAUGACGGCAAUCCACUCAAUGAUGCUCAUCAUAUAGGGGGAGAGCGAAUCAUUGAUCUCCUUGAAUGGAAGGACUAUGCAGAUUCCACCCAACCACAAACCAAUCCAAUAGCAUCAUCAGGUGAUCAGGGGAAUCAGUCAGGUGAUCCAAACACUCGGUCAGAUGACCAGAAGACUGAGCAAACUUUGGCAGAAGUAGCUACAGGAGGCGACCAUUCUCCCAAGCAAUCCCGAUCAUUCUGUAUGAAAGUUGGUGGAAAGGCAAAAUCUCUGUCUGACAGGAGAAAGGAGAAACCCCAAUCAUCCCCAAGACAAUCUAGAUACCCGAGGAGAGCAGUGAGCCGCAAGUCAUACAAAGAAGAUGAUGUUCCUGACGAUGAUCACUACAUCUAUUGUGAAGAUUGUCAUGAGGUCUUUGAAGGUGAGUGCUCCAAGCAUCCCCUUACCAUCAUCAAGGACAACCCCAUCGCUAAAGGCUCUAAAGACAGAGCAAGGAAGACUCUACCAGAUGGUCUUGUGGUCAAGCAGUCAUCAAUACCAGGGGCUGGUCAGGGGAUCUUUGCAACCAAGUUCAUCCCUAAAGGAUACCGGUUUGGUCCGUACGAUGGAGACAUUGUGGACCUAGAGACUGGAUAUGAUAGCGGAUAUGCUUGGGAGAUAUGCACGGAAGGUAAACCUCACCACUAUGUUGACAGCAACAGUGAGCAGACAGGCAACUGGAUGCGAUACAUCAACUGUGCACGCAAUGAGGGAGAACAGAACCUUGUAGCAUUCCAGUAUCUUGGUCAGAUCUACUACCGUACCUUCAAACCUAUCUGUCCAGGAAGGGAGCUACUGGUCUACUAUGGGGAGCAGUAUGCAAAGGAUCUUGGUAUCACAUCCCAGCUCAACAAACUAAACAUUGAAACAGGUACUUGA
Strongylocentrotus purpuratus (purple sea urchin) is the source of this 1317-nucleotide messenger RNA. Its product is annotated as probable histone-lysine N-methyltransferase PRDM7. Gene Ontology annotation, cellular component: nucleus. Gene Ontology annotation, molecular function: histone methyltransferase activity; protein binding. NCBI's taxonomy places the organism in Eukaryota, Metazoa, Echinodermata, Echinoidea, Camarodonta, Strongylocentrotidae. The record is from RefSeq and is a predicted model, not a curated record. The coding region runs from base 28 to 1317 and encodes 429 amino acids. Gene Ontology annotation, biological process: regulation of DNA-templated transcription. The transcript is spliced from 7 exons.